GUCGGAGGUCUCUCUGUCUCCCCCUCCCGUUUCUACUUUAUUUCUUUUCUGUGUUAUUCUCCUCAGUUUCUCGCAGUUUAAAAUGGCGACGUUGAGUAGCGCCGAGUCCCCACCGUCCGUCUUCAACGGAGACGCCAUGGACCGGGACCCGGACCGGGAGCAGAGGCUGGCCGAACUGGGGACGGGGCUUGAAUCCAUUGGCUCUGGGGGGAUCCCUGGGGGAAACCAGGACAUCCCGGAGGAGGUGUGGAAUAUCAAGCAGAUGAUUAAACUGACUCAGGAACAUAUAGAAGCUCUGCUGGAUAAGUUCGGGGGAGAACACAACCCUCCAUCAAUAUACCUUGAGGCUUAUGAGGAGUACACAAGUAAGCUUGACGCCCUGCAGCAGCGCGAGCAGCAGCUAUUGGAGUCCAUGGGAAAUGGUACAGAUUUCCCCAGCCCCACCCUCACCCCCACCCUCAUCGAUGCCAAGCUAGCAGGGGCGGCAUGCUUCCCUGUGGCGCCCAACACCCUCGCUGUCUUGCAGACCCCCUCCGAUGGAGCCUGGAAUAACCCCAAAUCACCCCAGAAACCUAUAGUCCGCGUCUUUUUGCCCAACAAGCAGAGAACCGUGGUCCCAGCGCGCUGCGGGAUGACAGUACGGGACUCUAUCAAGAAAGCCUUGAUGAUGAGGGGUCUCAUUCCCGAGUGCUGUGCAGUCUACAGAAAACCAGAGGGAGAGAAGAAGCCGAUCGGCUGGGACACAGAUAUUUCCUGGUUGACUGGGGAGGAGCUACACGUGGAGGUGUUAGAAAAUGUGCCGCUAACAACCCACAACUUUGUGCGAAAGACCUUUUUCACUCUGGCUUUCUGUGACUUCUGCCGAAAGCUUCUAUUCCAAGGGUUCCGCUGCCAGACGUGCGGCUACAAGUUCCACCAGCGCUGCAGCACAGAGGUGCCACUCAUGUGUGUCAACUACGACCAACUAGACUUGCUACUGGUUUCCAAGUUUUUCGAACACCACCCCAUCACACAGGAGGAGGUUUGCUCAGAGGGGACCACACCAGUGUCUGAAGUCUGUCCGUCACCCCCUCCCUCCAACUCCAGCGGGUCUUUGUGCAACCCCACAACUUCACCUUCGAAGUCCAUCCCCAUUCCUCAGUCAUUCCGGCCAGGAGAUGAAGACCACCGGAACCAGUUUGGACAGAGAGACCGGUCAUCAUCCGCUCCCAAUGUCCACAUCAACACCAUAGAACCGGUCAAUAUUGAUGAUUUGAUUAGAGAUCAAGGGUUACAGAGGUCAGAUGGAGCCCCCCAGACCCAACCAGCUCGCUGCUUGAGGAAGUUUCAAACCCGGACCACAAGCCCCCUCCUAUACUCCUACCCCAAUGACAUUGUCUUUGAUUUUGAACCUGGUCCUGUAUUUCGAGGCUCAACAACAGGUCUCUCAGCUACACCCCCCGCCUCUCUCCCAGGCUCUUUGACGAACGUGAAAGCGUUGCAGAAAUCCCCUGGCCAGCAAAGAGAACGCAAGUCGUCCUCCUCCUCUUCUGAGGACCGCAAUAAAAUGAAAACCCUUGGUCGACGGGAUUCCAGCGAUGACUGGGAGAUCCCCGAAGGACAAAUCACUUUGGGUCAGAGGAUCGGCUCGGGAUCCUUUGGAACUGUCUACAAGGGGAAAUGGCAUGGUGAUGUUGCUGUGAAGAUGUUGAAUGUUACUGCUCCCACUCCUCAACAGUUGCAGGCUUUUAAAAAUGAAGUUGGAGUACUAAGAAAAACGCGGCACGUCAACAUCCUGCUCUUCAUGGGCUACACCACCAAGCCCCAGCUGGCUAUUGUAACGCAAUGGUGUGAGGGCUCCAGCCUCUACCACCACCUCCACAUCAUUGAGACCAAGUUUGAGAUGAUUAAACUCAUUGACAUUGCACGGCAGACAGCACAAGGAAUGGACUAUUUGCACGCAAAAUCCAUCAUCCACAGAGACCUCAAGAGCAACAAUAUUUUCCUACAUGAAGACCUGACGGUGAAGAUUGGUGAUUUUGGGCUGGCGACGGUGAAAUCACGGUGGAGUGGCUCUCACCAGUUUGAGCAGCUCUCUGGAUCAAUCCUUUGGAUGGCACCAGAAGUCAUCCGCAUGCAGGAUAAGAAUCCGUACAGCUUUCAGUCUGAUGUGUAUGCCUUCGGUAUCGUGCUGUAUGAGUUAAUGUCAGGACAGCUCCCCUACUCCAACAUCAACAAUCGGGAUCAGAUCAUUUUCAUGGUAGGACGAGGGUACCUCUCCGCAGACCUGAGUAAAGUGCGCAGUAACUGUCCCAAGGCAAUGAAGAGACUAAUGGCAGACUGCUUAAAGAAAAAACGAGAGGAGAGGCCACUGUUUCCACAGCUACUGGCCUCCAUAGAACUGCUGGCUCGCUCCUUACCCAAAAUCCACCGCAGCGCAUCUGAGCCAUCGCUGAACCGGGCUGGGUUCCAGACGGAGGACUUCAGCCUGUAUGCCUGCGCCUCCCCCAAAACACCCAUCCAGGGAGGGGGCUAUGGAGAGUUUGCAGCCUUUAAGUAGCAGAGCAGAUUCCGCCAGUACAUCCCUUGUCACUUUUUAAAGUCUUGUGUUCCUACAGUGGGUUCAUCCAUUUAAAAUUAAUUCCAAGAAUGUGCUGUUCUCUUCCUCUCAACCUGAAGAAGAACCCUGCUGGAACAGCAAACAAGAACCAAAAACUUUCUGAAGAGAAAUCACAAUUUAAAAACAAAACAAAAAAGAAAUAAAAUGAAGUCAACAACAAAAAAUAAACAAUCAAACAAGCGAAUCAGUGGAAGAAGUCUGUUUGGAGCCAGACAUGUGUACUUGCUGGUUUCCCUUCAGAAAAUCUGAAAAAAAAAAUGGUGACUGAGGCAUGGAAAGGAAGGAAAGAAAGAUGGAAAGGCGUUCGGACCACAAGAGUUUGAGAGGAACUGCCUCCCUUUUGGGGGUGCAUGGUGGCGAAGCAGUGUCUUGUUCUUGGAUCCGCAAUUUGGCGUUUGGCAGCGAUAGAAGAUGGAGCCAAACGCUGGCUGCUGAACGGACGGAAUCGGUCGACAGGCCUGCAUCGUAUCCAAUCCCUGCGUUGGUGGUUCGCAGAGUGGGGAUCUGUUUUCAAGAAUGAUUUCUUUGGCGGUGGGGGGUGAUGAGGGGUGUUGGUUUGCUUGUCUUCUAUUUGUUUUGAGGAGAGAUGAUCCCUAAAGACUUUUUCACUUGAGAAAAGAAAUUCCUGAAUCCUGUAAGAGGAGGAAAAAUUAAAAUAAUAAUUCCAGUCCAUUCCACAAUAGGUACAUAUGAGUAAUAGAAUUAACAAGUUCUCAAGGUUUACCCUGUGCUAGACAAGCACACAAUGGAUCAUUUCCAGACUUUUGCUCUCCUUUUUAGGCCCUACUAAAAAGGGGGCUAUCGCAUCCUCCCGUUCUACCUAUUUUCAAAUGGACUCUGCUACCAUACUUCACCCACAUUGGAAUGUGCACUGGAAGUGAACUGAGCAAGCUCCCAUUCAUUGUUGGUGGUUGUGCCUUUUUUUGUUUGUUAUUUUAAAAUAUGUGGCUAACUUAACAUUCCAAGAUUAUUAUUAUUAUUAUUAUUAUUAUUAUUAUUAUUAUUAUUAUUAUUAUUAUUAUUUAUUGCUAUUAUUUCUGGACAGGCAGGCCUGUAAAGCCGGAAUUAUUUAUCUGACUUUUUUUUUUUUUUAAACUAUGUACAUGUCAACUAGAUAAGGCAUGUCAGUGAACUUGGCAUGUUUCAGUGGGGAGUGAAGGGGAAGGAUGGAUAAGGAGGGUGCUUGUUCUUGUAUAUUAUGGCAGGGUGCUGCAGUAGAUGUGAAAAUCAUUGGUUUGUUUACUCCCAAGAGUAAUGCAAUCUACAAGGAAUUCAGUCUGAGGAAUGGAGGAGAAGCUUGCAUUCCUGGUUGUGUUCUCCCCUUGAUUGUCUACAUCCCUUUAUUAGACAGAAGGAGAGAGAGGGCUGGGACAGCCCAAAGUAUUUUACAACCCCUCCUUCACUUCUAGUCUUAUUAACCUGAGGAAGGCCUGGUCUUUUGCUGCUCACGUAGCUUAAAACCAGAAAAUAAAUACAGUUUCUGUAAAAACUGUCGCAAAAAAGGGCAGGCUUGGCCUUUUGAAUGAAUGCAUUCCCCAUCAUGUUCUGGGCUGUGUGGAUGGGUGUGUCUUUGUUUUGAAUGAAUGCAUUCCCCAUCGUGUUCUGGGCUGUGUGGAUGGGUGUGUCUUUGUUUUGAAUGAAUGCAUUCCCCAUCGUGUUCUGGGCUGUGUGGAUGGGUGUGUCUUUGUUUUGAAUGAAUGCAUUCCCCAUCGUGUUCUAGGCUGUGUGGAUUGGUGUGUCUUUGUUUUGAAUUAAUGCAUUCCCCAUCGUGUUCUGGGCUGUGUGGAUGGGUGUGUCUGUUUUGAAUGAAUGCAUUCCCCAUCAUGUUCUGGGCUGUGUGGAUGGGUGUGUCUUUGUUUUGAAUGAAUGCAUUCCCCAUCGUGUUCUGGGCUGUGUGGAUGGGUGUGUCUUUGUUUUGAAUGAAUGCAUUCCCCAUCGUGUUCUGGGCUGUGUGGAUGGGUGUGUCUUUGUUUUGAAUGAAUGCAUUCCCCAUCGUGUUCUAGGCUGUGUGGAUUGGUGUGUCUUUGUUUUGAAUGAAUGCAUUCCCCAUCGUGUUCUGGGCUGUGUGGAUGGGUGUGUCUUUGUUUUGAAUGAAUGCAUUCCCCAUCGUGUUCUAGGCUGUGUGGAUUGGUGUGUCUUUGUUUUGAAUUAAUGCAUUCCCCAUCGUGUUCUGGGCUGUGUGGAUGGGUGUGUCUGUUUUGAAUGAAUGCAUUCCCCAUCAUGUUCUGGGCUGUGUGGAUGGGUGUGUCUUUGUUUUGAAUGAAUGCAUUCCCCAUCGUGUUCUGGGCUGUGUGGAUGGGUGUGUCUUUGUUUUGAAUUAAUGCAUCCCCCAUCAUGUUCCUGGCUGUGUGGAUGGGUGUGUCUUUGUUUUGAAUGAAUGCAUUCCCCAUCGUGUUCUGGGCUGUGUGGAUGGGUGUGUCUUUGUUUUGAAUGAAUGCAUUCCCCAUCGUGUUCUGGGCUGUGUGGAUGGGUGUGUCUUUGUUUUGAAUGAAUGCAUUCCCCAUCAUGUUCUAGGCUGUGUGGAUGGGUGUGUCUUUGUUUUGAAUGAAUGCAUUCCCCAUCGUGUUCUGGGCUGUGUGGAUGGGUGUGUCUUUGUUUUGAAUUAAUGCAUCCCCCAUCAUGUUCCUGGCUGUGUGGAUGGGUGUGUCUUUGUUUUGAAUGAAUGCAUUCCCCAUCGUGUUCUGGGCUGUGUGGAUGGGUGUGUCUUUGUUUUGAAUGAAUGCAUUCCCCAUCGUGUUCUGGGCUGUGUGGAUGGGUGUGUCUUUGUUUUGAAUGAAUGCAUUCCCCAUCAUGUUCUAGGCUGUGUGGAUGGGUGUGUCUUUGUUUUGAAUGAAUGCAUUCCCCAUCGUGUUCUGGGCUGUGUGGAUGGGUGUGUCUUUCUUUUUGGAGGGUAGAGUAGGUCUUUGUUAGGAGAUUGGGGGGGGGGGGGGGAGGAAGAGUAAGGUUGUUGAUUUGAAUUCCCUUUUAGUUUCACUGAAGAUAUUACAAAUACUGAAAUGUGUACAUUUUGUAGGGAAUGUAUUACGUUUAUUUGAAAGAUGAGGGACUGAUGGUACUUUUGAACUCACCGCACCGGUUUCUUUAGGAACUGGCAGCACCAGAGACUGAAGCCCUUUAUCUAUCUAUCCACAGUGAAGGUACAGCACAACAAAGGAUGGCGUGCUUGUGGAAAACGAGGGAUUGAAGCCCCUUGUUGAUUUUAGAAUAGGUUUACCACAGGCUAGACUAGACUUAGACCACCUUCCAUGAAGACAGAUUUGAACAUUGGUCUCCUGUAGUAAGCUUGAGCUUAGACCACAUAUCUCUAAUAAAAUAAUAAAUGAUAGUGAUACUAAGUGAUAAGUACAAGUGAUGUCGGGGGUGGGGGGUGACACUGGCAAUAGGGUGUCAUGCCAAGACAGCAUUGAUUCACAUUGAGUUUACAAAGGGAUAAAAUUGUUCUAGAUUGAUGCAUGACCAUUCAUCAAUGAUUACCAGCUCUAAUUCUUUCAUAGAAGGUGGGUAGCAAUGCUGUUCUUCAUAGACUACUCCCCUUUAGUUACUCCAUGCUGUUCACCGUAGUCAUAAUGUUUAAGACUUCCUUUUUUCAGUCUUGGGUACAAAUGCACCUGUGAACCAAACAUUUACUUUCAUCCCACUAUCAGUCUGUCAGGCCUUAUGUCUUUUGCAUUAUGUCUGAAAGUGACUUGCUGCAGGGAGAUGCAUCUUUUAUAUAUUAUAGAAUAUAUGUCAGUCAUUCUGUUUGCCAUUGUGUGCUAUGUAUCACUGGUGUGUUUUUUUUCUUUUUGGUCACAACUCCCAAGGAAAUUGCUAAUGUUUGUCUGCUGUUUGGUUUAUUGUUAAUCUUCAGAUUAGGUGUGUCUGUCAUAGUAGCAGUGAGGAAGUGAGUUAAACACAGGGAGCUUUGGCAUCAGUUAGAGAUGUAUAGCAGCCUUGUAUCAAAACGCCUUAAAAUUAGAGAUCAGAGGUAAGCAGCCUUAUCCGAGAAAGCAUUAGGACAAAGAGUCUGAGAACAAGGGGGCAGUGUGCUGUAGGCUUAUAUCAGUGAGUGCUCGAACAGGGAGUAUUUGGUGGGAUGUACAGUAGUCGCCUUAUAUCAGAAACAGUGUGGGACCAGCAAGCUUUAGAUUUGAGGAUGGCUUAUGUUAUGUUUAGAAUGUUGUUAGUGCACAAUGAUAAUAAAGGGAGAAAACUGAAACUAAGCAUGAAGGGAGGGUGAAAUCAACUGAAAGGGCAACAGUAGAUCAUGUGGAGAAAGGCUAUAGCAUAUGCACACUUGCGCCUGCCUUGCUGGUGUUCGUCCAGUUUCUGUCUUAAAUAACAGCAGAAACCUGUUGGAGAGCUAUCAAACUGCUACUGUUGUUUUCAGGAAGUCUUCAUUUGUUUUGCUGUCACAGUAUAUUUUCAGACAUUUGGUAGCUCUCAAGCAUGUAAUAUUAAGUACAAUAUGUGCAAUCCAGUUGGCAAAGCUUCAUCAGUUGUCUGUUCUCAGCAAAUUCUAAUCCAGAGACUCCAUUGUUUAAUUAUUGGAAUCAAUUCAGUUCCUCAGCUAAUACCGUCUUGUGUAUUCCAUAUUCCUUUUUAAAAUGCUUGUUUUGUAAUCCAUUCCACUUUAGAUGCAGGUUCCACUCCAGUCAUUCCAAUAUUGCCAGACAUUCUGUUCUGUCCACUCUGCUUCUCUUAUUAUAGAUAACUCAAACUUAAUCCAUUCCACUGGUGCGUCUUUUGCAGUUCUGCAUUUAAUGUGCAUUCUAUAACCACAGCCUGUUUUUAGAAUAAAAUACCCAGUUUGGAAAUAAGGGUAAGUGGGCUUUUAUUAUGUGUAAUCUUUUGGAUGACUAUUAAAUAGUGUAAAGUAUCAAGUGCAUCAUUUGGAGCAACCAAUGUUUUGUUUUAGUUGAACACUACAAAUGCUCAUUUGCAAAUUAAAGAAAAAAGUUUAUCAAAUUCUCAUUUGGAGCAUACAUGUGUAAAAACUAUUUUUAUUCAAACAACAAGACAGGGUCUAGGGGUAAAAACCUGGUGGCCAGGUGUCCUUUCAAAUAAUUUCAAGACCUUACAUUAAAAGACCCCAUACCCCCAGAGAUCUGUUGUGUACAGUAGGUAUCCUGAUUUCACAGCCUCUUGUUGUAUUGUGAGCUAUGAACACUUAUAUUAACCAGCGACGAUGAAAGGAAUUGAAUCUGGUUAGGAUACUUUUAACAAAAAGGUUUCUGGUUUAAUGUAAUUGAAACCAUAAGUCUAUACCCACUCUUAAAGUCCUGUAGUGUGCAUUUGAAAGACACUUGUCUUAUAACUAUUCCUGGAAACAUGUUGCUUUACUUAUGAUGAGCAAUAAAGGCAUCUCUAAAAGCAGUUGUAUUGUUACAAAUGAGUUACUCAUUGUUUAGUUAGCAUACCGUACAUUGAAACUAAUGACUGAUUGAUAGAAAUAAGAAGUUUAAUUUGAAAGUAUAUGUGAUGAAGUGGUUACUGCUGGGCAAUAGCAUUUUUAAGUAAAUACUUUUCAUUUCUAGGUCAGACACACCAGCAUUGAAAGUUUAAGGUCUUAAAAGUUUAGCAACGGUUACAAUUCAUUUUCCUACCAUGAAUAGACUUCUGUGCUGUUUUCCCUGCCACGCCGAUUACUGUUUAGUUGAUCUUUUCAUUUCUUCAUUUUUAAGGAAUAUCUUUGAGGUACUAAAGAGAAGCCCUCACUUCUGUGUGUGCUGUGUGCUCUGCCUAGCAAUGAAAACACAGGGAAUCUUAAUAGUUACAGAUCAACAUGGAGGAGAGGGCUGGUCUAUAGUAUUGAAACCUCUAAGACUUUUGAAAGUGAAGAAGUUGACUAGGACAUGAGAACUUCUACACAAUAAUGAGGGGAGUAUUGAAAAUCUCACUGAAGCAAAUGGGGAAAAUAUACAGUAUACACUUUAACAGACUUGCAGUUGAAGAAACGGGAUACACUAGUUCCUCCUGUGAAUGUGGGUGUACCUUGUAAUAGCAUCAAGGAGAUUUUUAAAAAAGAGGAAAAUUGGGACUGUUUUAUGUGUUGUAUUAAUUUUAUAUUUAUUGUUUAGUUUUAAAGAGAAGAAUGUUACUGUGGUAUGUUUUAAGUUUGUGUUCCAUUUUGUAAUGGACAGACUUCAUUUGGAUGUCUGUUUUGGUUUGUACCGCUAUCUCACUUUUCUGUACACUAUCCCACCCCCACUCUCUCUUCUUUUCUAUUCCCAUUCCAGUUUUCUUUUAUGUCCCCCAACCCCUCAUACCUCCACCCCCGCCUCCUGCCUUUCUUCAGCCCAUUUCUUUGGGGGGAGUUUCAUUUCACUUGUAAAUUUGUACAAUUGAAAUAUUGUCAGUUUGCUAGAAAGCAUGGAGACAAAAAAAAAAAAUAGAAAAUGAAAACAAAUAAGUAAAAAACACAUUUUGAUAGAUGAAAUUCUGAAAAAAGAUUUAUUUCUGUGUAAAAAUAUUUAAAAGGCUGUAUUAUAUUAAAUGCAGAAAGGUAAAUGUAUUUGUUGUGAAUAUGAGAUACUGCUAUUAAAGAGUGCAUGGAAACACUG
This is a messenger RNA of Acipenser ruthenus (sterlet), 9141 nucleotides long. Its product is annotated as serine/threonine-protein kinase B-raf-like. Gene Ontology annotation, biological process: protein phosphorylation; signal transduction. The record is from RefSeq and is a predicted model, not a curated record. Gene Ontology annotation, molecular function: protein kinase activity; ATP binding. The coding region runs from base 83 to 2539 and encodes 818 amino acids. Gene Ontology annotation, cellular component: mitochondrion; cytosol; plasma membrane. Lineage: Eukaryota; Metazoa; Chordata; Actinopteri; Acipenseriformes; Acipenseridae. The transcript has 20 exons.